This is a messenger RNA of Peronospora belbahrii, 1056 nucleotides long. The record is from the annotation of a GenBank genome assembly. Lineage: Eukaryota; Oomycota; Peronosporomycetes; Peronosporales; Peronosporaceae.
AUGCCUCACCACGCUAGUUUUGUGCUUAUUGCUGCCGGUGCCGUCACUGCAGUCUGCAUCAUGCCAACCACUGCAGGUUUUCAGCUAAGCAGCAGUGGGAGCAUGAUAUGGGAAAACAAUUGCUCUUUCAGCGGGAACGACUACCGAUCGUUGAUGGCCAUUCGCAAUGUAUGUGGCAACGUCUGUGAUAGCGACUCACAAUGCACGCAUUGGACAUGGAACCUUGACAUUUGCUUGCUCAAAACGGGGGCUCAAUUCGUCAAGUCUGUAAACUGGACUGCGUCCUGCGGCUACAUCGUCUCGAGCAACGAGAAGGCACCAUAUCAGGUCCAAACCUCAGCUGAGGGCCCGGCAAGCGCCAAAGUCUCAAAAAGAGAUCCAUCCCCGACAGUAGCUCUAUCGCGGACAGCAGCUCCAUCCUCGACAGCAGCUCUAUCGCGGACAGCAGCUCCAUCCUCGACAGCAGCUCUAUCGCGUACAGCAGCUCCAUCCUCGACAGCAGCUCCAUCCCCAGCAGCACCUACAUCAGCAGUUCCAUCUCCGUCAUUAUCUCGACCGGCACCUGCUCCAUCUCCGGUUCCGUCACGCCCCCUAAGCUUAGUUGGAACUCAAAGUUCAGAAAGUAAUUCAGCCCAAGCUUUACCCAACAGCGGCCUUUCCGCUGCUGAAAUGAGUGAGAUGCUAAGCCGAAUCAAUGCGUACCGUACGCAGCAGGGCCUCUCUGCACUCAAUAUCGACAACCGACUCGUGGCAGCAUCUGCUAGACACUCGAGAGACCAAGCGAAUCAUUGCAGAAUGACACACGAGAGCUCAAACGGCAUGACACUGGGAAGCCGCAUUGCAGCACAGGGCUACGAUUUUGAGACGGUGACGGAGAACGUGGCAGCCGGCCAGCAGACUGUGGAGGAUGUGAUGACGUCAUGGUGGAAUUCACCGGGUCAUCGCGCAAACCUCCUGAACAGGGAUGUACGGAAUGUUGGUUUUGCCAAGGUUGUGAACAAUAACUGCGGUAGCUACGAUACGUACUGGACGCAGGACUUUGGUCGCUUGGAUUAA